This is a messenger RNA of Cadophora gregata, 1737 nucleotides long. RefSeq lists its product as uncharacterized. Gene Ontology annotation, molecular function: protein binding. The record is from RefSeq and is a predicted model, not a curated record. The transcript is spliced from 2 exons. Lineage: Eukaryota; Fungi; Ascomycota; Leotiomycetes; Helotiales; Ploettnerulaceae. The coding region runs from base 1 to 1737 and encodes 578 amino acids.
AUGGAUGGAGGACAGAAGGAAUAUUCUACCUGUCCAGGUACGGAUCUCCAAGGCGAGAGUGCCAAAAUCAUCGAGAACAUCAAGAGCCUAGACGAAUGCGUGAAGAUUUGCUCCGCGACACCAACAUGCGUGAAAGCCGUUUGGGAUAGCACGGGAUUGGUAUGUCACGUCAAAGCACCCGAGGAGACCAACACUUUGAUCUGGGUCACGGAUAAGCGCUUCUCGGUUAUAAAUCUGGAUCUCGCUUCGGACCCAGCUGUUAAGGGACAAUGGGGAAAUUUAAUACGUUUCCCCGUAAUCCCCGUUGCCGGAUAUGUUGUUCCUGAAUUCCCAUCCUCGUCACGCAUGCUUGUAUUUUCGUCUUGGGGACCUGAUGCCUUUGGAGGCUCUUCAGGGCGUACGCAAUUCGCGGAUUACAAUUUCAAUACUGGAGCAAUAUCGCAGCGUGAGGUGGCGAAUACUAAGCAUGACAUGUUCUGUCCGGGCAUGAGUUCGCUGGAAGACGGAAGGAUGUUGAUCAGUGGUGGCUCGGACGCAGCGGCUGUCAGUCUGUAUGAUCCAGCGACGAAUACGUUUGCGAAAGGGCCAGAGAUGAAGAUUCCCAGGGGGUAUCAGACAAGUGUUACAACGAGUGAAGGGAACGUUUUUGAGUUGGGAGGCUCGUAUAAUGGAAAGAGAGGUGGGAAGAAUGGCGAAAUUUACGAUCCGGAGACUAAUGAGUGGACGUUACUUCCGGAUGCGAAGACGGAUGAAAUGCUGACUGUUGAUGGGGAGGGUGUGUGGAGGACUGAUAAUCACGCCUGGCUCUACGCCUGGAAGAAUGGCACUGUCUUCCAAGCCGGUCCCUCGAAAGCUCAAAACUGGUUCGACACGAAGGGUACCGGCUCUUCCGCACCAGCUGGCACCCGCUCAGGGGGCGAUGCCAUGUGCGGCAUCAAUGUGAUGUACGAGCCUGGCAAGAUUCUCUCGGCAGGAGGCAGCCAGUCUUACACCAAUAGUCAAGCUGUUGCUCUUUCCCAUAUCACCUCCAUCACGGAACCAAAUGUGCCGUCGACUAUCGAGCGUAUCCCUGAUAUGGCAUACCCGCGCGGCUUCGCUAAUGCAGUUGUCCUCCCCGAUGGGAGUGUGCUUGUUACGGGCGGGCAGAGAAAGUCAAUGGUUUUCACAGACACAGAUGGGAUCCUGUAUCCGGAAUUGUUCGAUCCUUUGACGAAGAAUUGGAAGACUUUAGCGCCUAAGGCAGUGCCGAGGAACUACCACUCGAUUUCGAUUUUGCUGGCCGAUGGCACGGUGUUUAGUGGUGGCGGAGGAUUGUGUUAUGUUGGAGGUGGGGUAGGAAGCAAGACGGAUAAGUGUAACAAGGCCGUUGAUCAUGCCGAUGGGCAAAUAUUCUCACCGCCAUAUCUAUUCACAGCUGAUGGAGGAUUGGCUGCUCGACCAGUGAUUGAAAAGGUUUCAGCGAUGAGUGUGAAAGUUGGUGACACCUUGGUUGUGGAUGUGAAUGGUGCUGGUGAAGGGGCGAAGGUGGUCUUGGUAAGAAUGGGAAGUGUGACCCAUUCGACUAAUAGCGAUCAAAGACGGGUACCAUUGACGGAUGUGAAAGUUGUUGGGGAUGUGUAUACGGCGAAUCUGCCGAAUGACAGUGGGAUAUUAAUUCCGGGGCAUUAUUAUCUGUUUGUUGUGUCUAGCACAGGAGUGCCAAGCGUAGCGAGAACUGUCAAGGUUACUCGUAAGUAA